Molecule: messenger RNA, 2951 nt
Organism: Mya arenaria
Lineage: Eukaryota; Metazoa; Mollusca; Bivalvia; Myida; Myidae
Exons: 7
Coding region: 225-1136 (303 amino acids)
Source: RefSeq, a predicted model, not a curated record
AUCGGCAUUUCUUUUGCUAGACGCGGCCAGUCAAUGAACAGAUAGAGCGAUUACUAGUAUCGAAAUAGUUGUAAAUAACCACUGGAGUGCUAAAACUACACUGGAGUGUGGAUUUAAUAUUGAAUAUACAAAUACUAGUAAUUUUGUGUUCAAAGAUACAGUUUUGACAUUUUGUAUCACAUUUUUAUUUAUAAGUUUAUAGUUUUUGUUUACCAAAAGUGACAAUGGAGAUAUCUUAUUGUGCUCUAAUCCUGGCGUUGAUGGCUGCAUAUGCACAUGGAACAGAGAUUAUAGUGACGCGCCCUGGCGGGGGAUUCCACAUGGGAAAUAGAGUAGAAAUACCGUGUGUGUACACCGGAAGUGACUGGUUAGUGAUGCGAUGGAUACGCAACGGGGUCGUCCUAGCAUACGUCGUGAAAGGACUGGACAAUCCUCAGUGGAUGGACACGGCACCAAAUUCCUUCCAGGACCACGUGGAACUUGACUUCAAAAAAGACGAUGACACUGGCUACUCGCUCAACAUGACGAUUGACGGCCUCAAGUGUACGGACACGGGCGAGUACAAGUGCGAGGUCACCACCCUCUCCGCCACAGUGCCCUUCUUUAACACCACCAAUAUAGAAAUACUUGUGGAUCCUAUCAAGCCACAGAUUAUGGACGGGGACUACUUCCACGCCAAGGAAAACGUCACGUUCGAACUUAGCUGUUCCGGCCGCGUAGGGAUUCCGCCAGCUACCAUCAAGUGGUUUGUGAAAACUGCGGUUGACGGUGACUUCCAGCCGCUCGACCCGGCCCUCACCUCACAGACAAAUACCCAAGGGGAAGGCGACAUGUGUUGGUAUUCCGGAAACGCUCGCGUCACCGUUACAAUGGAGGAGUCCCUAGAUGGCGCUCUUUACGCAUGCGCAGUAGGUGACGUCAUGGACACCAAGGACCUGAACUUCGAUGAGGUCGUACUUGUUUUGCAAGGUAAAACUACAAAACCCGCUCCGACGACGACGCCGACGACAACCACGAGGAAACCAUGGUCUGGAGAGAGUUCAAGCGGCAGUGGCGUUAAUUCAUUAUCCCUCAUGGCAGCGUGCUGCUGUGUUUUGAUAUCAGUAUUAAACGUAUUUACUGGAAGAACACCUUAAAUCGAAGACAAUUUUAGCUCUUAACAAAUUUAGAAAUAAGGGAAACAACUAGAGUGGAAUAUGUUUUCAUAGUAAAGUAGAAGUUGCCGUUCUUUGAAAUUGCUAUACUAAACAAUAUUAAAACUAUUUGAUAUUUAAUUUUAUUUUGAAAAUAUCAAACCUCACGGGUUAUUCAUUUUUUAAUCGAUAUGAUUAAGUAUUAAAUUGCACGUGCAUGUACCAUAAAACAGAACGGAAAAUGGACAGCAUCGAAAUUAAAUAAAGUUUCGUACAAGUAUAUAUUAUAAUGUUAUGAGAUGGACUCGGGUGUUGGAAGUGAUCAAAUUCUGUGGUUGCGCCAUGACUUUAUAACACAGUGCACGGAUUUCUAAAUGGACGAUGCCUGCAUUUCAGAGACUCGGAAAUUGGAAAUAAGAAACUAUGUGUCUCCAUUAGGGAAUGGGUCCUUCAGAGAAAUCCUCUUCUUAUUUUGUAAUAUUACCUUCAUAUCCUCAUCGUUGUUUCUUUUAUUUUCUCCUUUUGCUGCAAAAAUUGUUUUUGCAUCAUUAUCAACACCAUACUUAAACUCCUCAAAGUGCAUAUUUAUAUCAAUGUGUUAAUGUCAAUUUUUGUAUUGCAUUGAAUUUCUUUUAGGUCUAUAUCGUUUUCCACUUAAUCAUUUAUGUAGCCUUAUUAUGAUAUUACAAUGUUCUUAAAAAAAUUACAAAUCCAUUUUCAUUAUUAUAAUUAUUUCAUUUACAUUCAUAGUUGCCAUAAGGGGUAUUAUAUAUCCAAAGAAACAUACUGCACGACACCCUUUACCUAAGGGCAAUUUGUCAUGUGUUUGUAUGUAUACUGAUAUCAUUUGCAGCUUCAUGUCCAUAGAAAUCACCAUAGAAAUCACUUCAUGUUCAUUCAUAUAGCUCAAAUUAUGAUAUUGCCUUAAACUGCCAUGCGUUCAUCUAAUCUAUUGCAAUACUUUUGUAACUUUGUAUCACUAAUAUACGUCAGAGGAAAUAUGUCAAUUUAUCAGAUGUAUACAUGCGUUAAGUGUUACUUGGAUGUUGUCAUAUUAUUGUACCUCUUGGUCUUAAUGGUACACCAUAGAUCAUAGCUACCGGUUGUUGUAUAAUUGUAACUCUUGACCGAUAUGGUACCCCAUACAACUUAGCUACCAGCAUAUAAAUUGUUCCUAACUUCUCCGCAAGUAUUUUAUUGCGUUUCAUAAGUUUAAACACAGAGUUGGAGUAAGUUAUGAAAAUCACGGUAGUAAAACUAUGCAAGUUACAAGUUUUGUCAUAAUAGUCAUGUUGAAUAUAACAUUAAUAUUUAACAAGCUGGUAGCUAAGACAUACUUUAUCACAUUAAAACAUUCUAAAUAAUGUUUGUCAACAUUUGUAUUAAGCAUGUUACAUGUGCUUUGCUAUUGGCAAUAUACAGCUACAGUAUUUCAUUUUCUUCCAAGAAAUUAUAUCUUUGAAAUAAAUUGGUACAGAGAAUUCUAAUCCUACUAUUAGAACAAGCCCGCCCCGACGACAUUGAUAUCUUAUUACAAAUUUUAACUUUCUGUCAAACACAGUCAAAUGUAAGUACCUGCGGUAAAUUGUUUUGUAUGUAAUAAGAACUCUGCAAACAUACUUUCUAGGACAAAAGUGAUUUUGAAUAAUCUACAAUUCUGAUAAUGCAUUGCAUACUGUAGGUAUUAUGUUUUUAGUUUUUAUGGCGUUUGUGCUUUUGUUUUGAGUGUUUUCUAUGGAGUUUUGUUCUAUCAAUGUUUUAUGUAUUGUAUUUAUCUUAUAAAUAAAUGAUGAUGCCUGAAAAAAUAAAUGAUGAUGC